This is a messenger RNA of Vigna umbellata (rice bean), 894 nucleotides long. RefSeq names its product protein PHYTOCHROME KINASE SUBSTRATE 4-like. Gene Ontology annotation, biological process: phototropism. The record is from RefSeq and is a predicted model, not a curated record. NCBI's taxonomy places the organism in Eukaryota, Viridiplantae, Streptophyta, Magnoliopsida, Fabales, Fabaceae.
GAAGACGCCAUCUCUGAGCUUAGCAUAUUCGAUGCUCACAAAUACUUCAACGAUGAUGGUAGCAGCAACAACACCAAUAACAUUCAAAAGGUUAACAUGAGCAGAGUCUCUCCCAUGGAGCGAAUUCCAGAGAGAGGUGAUGUCAUCGCCACAGAAACCACCAGAUACUCCUCUGCUUCAUCAUCUGUGGACGGCUACGCCCACAUCAGAAACUACAGAGCACGCUCAUUCCACGCGGCAACUCCAACGGCUUCCUCAGAAGCCAGAUGGAACAGCCAAACGGGGCUGAUGUCUCACCCUCCAGGUGCAAUCCCUGUCUCAAUGCAAAACCCUAAAAGCCUUCGAAACCCCAAACACUCCAAAUCCAUUUGGCUCCUUAGGAGAAAAUGUCCUUGCACGGGGAAAAAAUCAGUUCAAAUCAAAGAAUCAGCUCAAGAAUCCAAAUCUCAGAUAUCACAACAAGAAAGAAAUUACGAACAUCACAACGUUACUAAUCACAUCACACCAAAUAAGUGGAUUCUGAAUGAAACACCAGCAUCGCUACCGGUACCGGUAACAGCAACAAUUGCGGCAGCGAAAUCGCAACGGUUUCACAAUUCCAACUCUCAUAGAGUUACGAGCUCAGUGAGAGUACCGUUCACCGAGGGAUUCACUUUCCCCGUGCUAAACCCUAACAAUCCAAUAACAAAACUAAAAGUCGCAAACAANCAUUCCACGCGGCAACUCCAACGGCUUCCUCAGAAGCCAGUUGGAACAGCCAAACGGGGCUGUUGUCUCACCCUCCAGGUGCAAUCCCUGUCUCAAUGCAAAACCCUAAAAGCCUUCGAAACCCCAAACACUCCAAAUCCAUUUGGCUCCUUAGGAGAAAAUGUCCUUGCACGGGGAAAAAAUUAG